Rhipicephalus microplus (southern cattle tick) is the source of this 5002-nucleotide messenger RNA. Its product is annotated as ATP-binding cassette sub-family G member 1. The record is from RefSeq and is a predicted model, not a curated record. NCBI's taxonomy places the organism in Eukaryota, Metazoa, Arthropoda, Arachnida, Ixodida, Ixodidae. Gene Ontology annotation, molecular function: ATP hydrolysis activity; ATP binding; ABC-type transporter activity. Gene Ontology annotation, cellular component: plasma membrane. Gene Ontology annotation, biological process: transmembrane transport.
CUGUGCGAAGUCGCUUCUAUCAUUUCUGUUGCUUUCAACGUCUCCUUCCUCUCUUCCUGUUACCCUCUCGCCUUCUUCCGCUGUGCGCCGGCCUUCGCAGUCAGUUGAGCUCGUCGGAAAGCAAACAAUCGCCCUUGCGGAGAAACGGAAGAAAGCCACAGGCGAUGAUGCCAACGCCGAGUCGGAGCUCCCCGUAGCUUCGCGAGGGAUGUCGAGGCGAGCCGCACGAACGCCCAUGCCCAACCUCUGAAAACUGGAAGCCCUCUCUUGGCGUGGAGAACCGGCUGAAAAAUUCCAGGCUGUUCGGAUUGGUUUCCAAGACAUCGGUUUGAACAGCGGAUAUUCGGAGAUCUUCUCUCACGAGCAGAUAUGAAAAUGACGAUAACCUUUGAUCGAAUCGGCACCAAUGGUUUCGUCAGCCUUGACUCGUACUGUGCGGAAAACGAAGCUCUGCGCCCACACAGCUGCAAUGCUGUUUCUCUUGAAUGGAAGAACAUAAACUACGAAGUGCCAGUCGGAAAAAGCAAAAAAAUGCUAAUCGAUCACAUGUAUGGAAGGUGUGCUCCGGGAACACUGACUGCAAUUAUGGGGCCCUCUGGUGCCGGAAAAACCACGCUCAUGAACAUCCUCUCGGGUCAUAUUGAAAGGGGGUACGAAGGUGAAGUACAAGUAAACGGCUGCGUCAGGGACACGAAGCUUUUCAAUAUGCAAAGUUGCUACGUCAUGCAAGAUGACUGCUUGCUACCAGAACUGACCGUACGAGAAGCGCUGAACAUGAGUGUCCAGCUACGAACGCCAUCAAUGAAAGCUUCUGCCAGAGAAGAAAUUGUGACUGACGCCAUCCAUCGAUGGGGUUUGACAGAGUGCCAGAAUACCAGGGCCAGCUAUCUAUCUGGAGGUCAAAGAAAAAGACUCGCCAUAUCACAAGAGCUCAUUAGCAACCCUCCUGUAAUCUUCUUGGACGAACCCACUAGUGGACUGGACAGCAGCUCAGCACUGAAGUGCGUCCUGGUGCUGCGGUCCCUAGCAGCAUGCGGACACACAGUGCUGUGUUCCAUUCACAAUCCGAGUGCAACACUGUUCUCACAUUUUGAUAAGCUGUACAUGAUCUCGGAAGGAAUGUGCAUUUACAAUGGUCCCGUCGACAAAUUGCUUCCGUUUCUGGCCGCUCAGAAUCUCAACUGUCCGAUACAUCAUAAUCCGUCCGAUUUCAUUACAGAGAUAGCGUCUGGAGAGCACGGAGAUUUAACAAAACAAUUGGCAAGGUCCUUUAAGCCUGGUUUCCUUAUUCACAAUGGCGUAAGCAGUUUUCACCACCCAGAACUGACGCAAUAUGGAGGAAGAGUGAUGACGGAAGAGGAAAAGCAACACGAACGCAGCUUGUACAAAAUAAACGCCAGCGCUAUUCUGCAGUUUGGCGUACUCUUGAAGCGCUGCUUCCUUUGCCAGAUCAGGAAUAAGGUCGCUUCACAGCUACGCCUGAUUGCGUACUUGUUCUUUUCCUGUGCUUCUAACUAUGAUGUACUACGGCAUCGGCAACAGAGCAACCCGCGUAAUGAACAACGCUGCCAUGUUUAUCGUAGCGCUUGCAAUCAUACUUUUCCAGUCCAUCAUGCCAACUGUGUUGAUAUUUCCUACAGAACUCAACGUGUUACUGAGGGAACAUCGAAACUGUUGGUACAGUCCAAGCAUAUUGGCGGACCCCUUCUAAUGAUGUGCCUCAUACACUGGUCCACCUCACAGCCAUACGACUUCCAUCGCGUGGCUGCCGUUGUCCUGUUGGCGGUGCAGACAUGUGCCACAAGCCAGGCCAUCGCGCUGGUCGUCUCAGCCGCCAGUAGCAUGCAGACUGCCUUGUUCGUGGCCCUGCCGGCAGCGGCGCCUUCGUUCCUCUUCUGCGGCUACUUCGUACAGGUUCGCCACCUGCAUCCGGCCUUCGCCUGGAUCACGUACACGUCGCAUGUCUACCACGCCCACCAGGGAAUAUUGUACGCCAUCUACGGGCACGGGCGCGAAGAGCUCGAUUGUGACGAAGACAGCUUCUGCUUCCUGAGCGACCCACGCGAAAUACUCGCGAAGCUGGACGCUGAACACGCCUACCUCUCGGUCAAGUUUGCCAUACUGUUGGGCGCCGAUAAAACUUCACAGAGCUUCACAGAGGGCUCCGGCAUCUUCAAUGGUUACGUAUCGAAGCGGAGUCAGAAUGCUUCCGGCAAGAACAACCCUUCCCGCUGGUGUGCCACAACCAGUGCACUGGAAAACGGCGACAGUGCCCUUCUGAAGCCUGAAGGCCCUCGUAGCAGCGUCACACUAGAGUGGAAAAAUGUCUCGUACGCAGUUACUCACGGAAAAGAAAAGAAGACGCUUGUCACAAAUAUGUACGGUAAAGCGCUACCCGGAACGAUGACAGCCAUAAUGGGACCUUCUGGAGCUGGAAAAACAACGUUGCUCAACGUUCUCUCUGGCCAUUAUGGCAAAGGCUACGAAGGCGAAGUCCAGGUCAACGGCUGGGUGCGGCACACGGAGUUGUUCAACAGGCAGAGCUGCUACGUCAUGCAGGACGAUUGCCUUCUCCCGGAGCUUACCGUGAGGGAGUCACUGGAAAUGAGCGUGCGCCUGCGUAUGCCUUCUCUAGCGUCCGCCAAGCGAGCACACCUGGUAAACGAGGCGCUGUCUCGAUGGGGCCUGGAGAAAUGCGGGAACACUAGAGCCGGACAGCUUUCCGGCGGGCAGCGAAAGAGGCUCUCGAUUGCGCAAGAGGUUGUGGGCAACCCUCCAGUGAUUUUCCUGGAUGAACCAACGAGUGGCCUGGAUUCAAGCUCCGCUCUUCGCUGCGUUUUCGCGAUGAAGUGCCUCGCCACAGCCGGACAUACAGUUAUAUGCUCUAUCCACAAUCCCAGUGCCAAGCUGUUACACCACUUCGAUACGUUGUAUAUGAUAUCAAAUGGAAUUUGUAUUUAUAACGGUUCAGUGGAAGCACUCCUGCCGUUUCUUCAAUCUCAAGGUUUGAACUGUCCAGCGCAUCACAACCCAGCCGACUACCUCACAGAGAUCGCUUCCGGAGAACAUGGAGACGUUCAGGCACGACUUGGGGCGCACUUCACACCAUACGGCAUUGAACCUGUUAUCGAGGACGUGGUACUUCCUUCAGAACGCCGAAUUACACGAUACGGAGGUCGUAUUAUGACCGAGCAAGAACUGGAAGACGCACUGGUACAACACAACGAAAACGUUAGCUACUUUGUUCAGUUCACGGUGCUCCUGCGGAGAUGUUUUCUCUGUAUAGCCAGAAACAGGGUGGCGACACAUCUGCGCUUCGCUGCCUACCUCUGCUUUGCGGCAAUGCUAAUAGCAAUGUUCUACGGCAUCGGGGAUGACGCGUCUCGAGUAAUGAACAAUCUGUCCUUCAUUAUACUUACACUGUCUCUACUGCUGUUCCAAUCAACGAUGCCUACAGCUAUGCUCUUUCCGACUGAGCUGAGCGUAUUGCUACGCGAGCACAGAAACUGUUGGUACAAACCUGUGAUGUAUUACAUCGCCAGAUUGGCGACUGAGGCACCGUUCAUGCUCCUUGGACCAGCGGGAAUGGUUGUGAUCGUCUACUGGGCAACGUCGCAGCCGGCAGAAUGGGACAGGCUAGCUUCUGUGGUGCUACUGUGUCUUCAAAUGUGCUCAGUGUGCCAAGGCUUAGCCCUUGUAGUGUCCGCUUCAUGCAGUGCUCAGACGGCCCUUUUUGCGGCGCUACCUGCUGCAUCGCCACCAUUCCUGUUCAGCGGUUACUUCAUGCCUCCGAAGUUACUUCACCCAGUGGUGUCCUGGGUGACACAAUUGUCCCAAGUCCACCACGCACUUCACGGCAUUCUGUACGCGAUAUACGGCAAUGGUCGUGCCGAACUGCACUGCGACGAAGACACGUUCUGCUUCUUCGCCGACCCUGAACAGGUCCUUGUGGAGACCGGCGCUGAGGACGCCCGGCUAUCUGUGAAGUUUGGCAUUUUGCUAGCCUUGGACGUCUCCUACAAGGUCGUUGCCUACUUAAUUCUCCGAUGGCGUCUGAGAGAUAAGAAGUAGCGUUUCUCUCGAUAGACGUUCGUGCUUCCUGUCAGAUAAGCUCGUGUCUGCACUGUAUAGCUAGUCAGAACGGCUGAUUCAACAGACAGCACGUGUCGGAAUGCUUGCACAUAGGUGUUAUAUCGGCUUUACACUUCGAUCUCUGACGUAGUUUGGCGUGCCAAGUGUAAAGCUGUAUGAAUGUGCGCCUGAUUACAAAAAAAUUUUAAAAUGAAUGCGAUAGCAAACACAGGAACGCCAAGCGACCUUAGGCCAUCCUCGUUAUGGCCGAAAUUGCUUCUAGCGUUCGUAUGACGCGAUUUCGAAGAGUUCAGGGUAUAAGUGUCUGUAGUUUUUGGGUAUACUUAUUGAAUAAAUGUUUCUUUAACCGGUUCUAUGCGAAGCUGGGUUCACUGCUUGCGCCGUAAUCGCCACUUUAGUAGAGCGAAAGCAACGACCUUCAGCAAGAUGUCUAUACCCAGCACAGCCGCCGCGCAAGCCAGUAGGUCCACAUCCGCCGCAUCGAUUAUGUCGAGAACGGUGUCUCCCCCGACGGGGACACACAGGACAUCAGCGUCCACGUCUUCACCGCACGUCAGUUCGCCGCGUCUGUCACCGUACAGGGCGUACAUGAUGCCACGGUGCACGUAGUACAAGUGCGAAGUGUACGUGAGCCACCUGAUGGCCGGGAACAGAUGUCGUGGGCGCACGAAGAAGCCACAGAACAAGAACGAAGGCGUCGCCGCAGGAAGGCAAAGCAUCACGGCGACCUGCACAUCGAAAAGCCUGACCUGUAGAAACAUCUAAUCGGGAGUGGACGAAGCGGCGCGCCAGGACACCCCUGCGCGCACCGGUGCGAUUGAAUUAAGAUGUCAUAAGCGGCAAUUCAGUCUUUUUGGAGGCGGACAAGAACGACAGCUGUACUUGUCCACCUCACCUUUUCGUGUUCGUA